Molecule: messenger RNA, 2403 nt
Organism: Paramecium primaurelia
Lineage: Eukaryota; Ciliophora; Oligohymenophorea; Peniculida; Parameciidae
Source: the annotation of a GenBank genome assembly
AUGAAGAGAUUUGAAGAAGCAUUGGAGUAUUAUGAUUUAGCUAUUCAGAAAAACCCAGAUAAUGCUGAUCAUUAUGAUGGCAAAGGUAUAAAAUAUUGAUGUAUUUUUCCUUAGCGAUUGCAUUAGAUUUGAUGAAUAGAUCGGAAGAAGCAUUGAAGUACUAUGAUUUAGCUAUACAGAAAAACCCAGAAAAUGCAGAUUAUUAUAUUGGCAAAGGUAAAAAUUAAUGAUAUAUAUUUUCUUAGCCGUUACUCUAGUAAGGUUAAAAAGAUGCGAAGAAUCAUUAGAGAAUUAUGAUUUGGCUAUUCAGAAAAAUCCAGAAGAUGCAGAUUAUUAUAGUGGUAAAGGUAUAAAUUAACGAUCUAUAAUUAUUUAGCGAUUGCCUUAGUAAAGAUGAAUAGAUUUGAAGAAGCAUUAGAGUAUUAUGAUUUAGCUAUUCAGAAAAACCCAGAAAAUGCUGAUCAUUAUAAUGGCAAAGGUAUAAAAAAUUGAUAUAUCUUUCUUUAGCGAUUACCUUAGAAAAGAUGAAUAGAUAUGAGGAAGCGUUGGAGUAUUAUGAUUUAGCUAUUCAGAAAAACCCAGAAAAUGCUGAUCAUUAUAAUGGCAAAGGUAUAAAAUAUGAUGUAUUUUUCCUUAGCGAUUGCAUUAGAAAAGAUGAAUAGAUUUGAAGAAGCAUUGGAGUAUCAUGAUUCAGCUAUUCAGAAAAACCCAUAAAAUGCAGAAUUUUAUAAAUGCAAAGGUAUAAAUUAAUGAUCUAUAAUUAUUUAGCGAUUGCCUUAGUAAAGAUGAAUAGAUUUGAAGAAGCAUUGGAGUAUUAUGAUCCAGCCAUCGAGAAAAACCCAGAAAAUGCAGAUUAUUAUAAAUGCAAAGGUAUAAAUUAAUAUCUAUAAUUAUUUAGCGAUUGCCUUAGUAAAGAUGAAUAGAUUUGAAGAAGCAUUGAAGUAUUAUGAUUCAGCUAUUCAGAAAAACCCGGAAGAUGCAGCUUUUUAUAACUGCAAGGGUAUAAAUGAAUGAUGGAUAUUUUUAGCGAUUGCCAUAUACAAGAUGAAUAGAUUUGAAGAAGCAUUGUAAUAUUAUGAUUUGGCAAUUUAGAAAAACCCAGAAAAUCCAGAUCAUUAUAAUGGCAAAGGUAUAAAAAAUUGAUAUAUCUUUCUUUAGCGAUUACCUUAGAAAAGAUGAAUAGAUUUGAAGAAGCAUUAAAUUAUUACGAUUUAGCUAUUCAGAAAAACCCAGAAAAUGCAGAUUAUUAUAAAUGCAAAGGUAUAAAUUAAUGAUCUAUAAUUAUUUAGCGAUUGCCUUAGAAAAGAUGAAUAGAUUUGAGGAAGCAUUGAAUUAUUAUGAUUCGGCUAUUCAGAAAAACCCAGAAAAUGCAAAUCAUUAUAAUGGAAAAGGUUAAAAUUUAUCAGAUUACUUUUAUUAGCCAUUAUCUUAAAGAACAUUUUUAGAUUUGAAGAGGCUUUGCGAUAUUAUGAUUUAGCUAUUAAGAAAAAUCCAGAAUAAGCAGAUUAUUAUUAUGGCAAAGGUAAAAAGAUAGUUACAUAAUAAUAGCUGAUAAUCUAUAAAAUAUGAAUAGAUUUGAAGAAGCAUUGAAGUAUUACGAUUUAGCUAUUCAGAAAAACCCAGAAAAUGCAGCUUUUUAUAACUGCAAAGGUAUAAAUGAAUGAUGGAUAUUUUUAGCGAUUACCUUAUUCAAGAUGAAUAGAUUUGAAGAAGCAUUGUAAUAUUAUGAUUUGGCAAUUUAGAAAAACCCAGAAAAUCCAGAUCAUUAUAAUGGCAAAGGUAUAUUAUAUUGAUGAGUAUUUUUUAAGCCAUUGUUUUAUUCUAGAUGAAUAGAUUUGAAGAAGCAUUGAAUUAUUACGAUUUAGCUAUUCAGAAAAACCCAGAAAAUGCAGAUUAUUAUAAAUGCAAAGGUAUAAAUGAAUGAUGGAUAUUUUUAGCGAUUGCCUUAGUAAAAAUGAAUAGAUUGGAAGAAGCAUUAAAGUAUUUUGAUUAAUCCAUUCAGAAAAACCCAGAAAAUGCAGAUCAUUAUAAUGGAAAAGGUAUAAUUUCAAGAUGUAUAUUUCCUUAGCGAUUGCCUUAGAAAAGAUGAAUAGAUUAGAAGAAGCAUUGUUGUAUUAUGAUACAGCUAUCCAGAAAAACACUUAAAAUUCAGAUUAUUAUUAUGGCAAAGGUAAAAAGUUGUGAUAUAUAUUUUCUUAGCGAUUGCCUUAUAAAAUCUGAAUAAAUUUGAAGAAUCAUUGAAGUAUGUUAUUCAAAAAAAACCAGAAAAAACAGAUUAAAGGAGUAAAGGUAAAUUUAACCUUUUAACUUCUAGUUACAGCUGAGGCAAAAAUACAAUAAAACUAAUAAUUUUAAGUUUCCAAUUAUGAAUCUAUUCAACAUAUUUAAGAGGAUCUUAUUUGA